AUGAUGAAGCUCAAAGUGUACGCAGAUCGGAUGUCACAGCCGUCUCGUGCUGUCAUCAUAUUCUGCAAGGUUAACGGAAUCCAGUUCGUUGAGAUUUUGAUUUCCCUGGCGAAACGUCAGCAAUUAUCCCCUGAAUUCAAAGAUAUUAACCCAUUGGGGAAAGUUCCAGCUAUUGUUGAUGGCAGGCUUAAGCUCUUCGAGAGUCACGCCAUUCUAAUUUAUCUUGCUUCAGCAUUCCCAAGUGUAGCUCAUCAUUGGUACCCGAGUGAUCUUUCUACAAGAGUCAAGAUUCACUCAGUCUUGGACUGGCAUCACACCAAUUUACGCCCUGGUGCAGCUGGAUAUGUUCUGAAUAGUGUUUUAGCUCCAUCUCUCGGACUUCCUCUAGAUUCGCUAGCAGCUGCUAAAGCUGAGAAGCUACUAGCAAAGUCUCUGUCCACUCUAGAGACUUUUUGGCUUAAGGGCAAUGCUAAGUUCUUGCUUGGAAGCAACCAACCAUCUAUAGCUGAUCUUAGCCUCGUUUGCGAGCUCAUGCAGCUGCAGGUUUUGGAUGAGAAAGAUCGUGUUAGACUUCUCAGUCCUCAUAAGAGAGUUGAAGAAUGGAUUGAGAAUACGAGAAAGGCGACAAUGCUUCACUUUGAUGAGGCCCAUGAGAUCCUUUUCAAAGCCAAAGAAAGAUUUCAGAAGCAGCGGGAAAUGGGAACCAUAUCUAAACCGGGUUUUCAAUCUAAAAUGUAA
This is a messenger RNA of Microthlaspi erraticum, 738 nucleotides long. The record is from the annotation of a GenBank genome assembly. NCBI's taxonomy places the organism in Eukaryota, Viridiplantae, Streptophyta, Magnoliopsida, Brassicales, Brassicaceae.